GUCAUUUCCAUAUUCCAUAGAAAGCUCCGUAAAAUACCCCGUAUACUUAGCCCGCCAAAACUUUCAGGGAAGAGAAAAAGAAAGUAAAAAUGUCACACGAGUUUAAAAUACAUCACUUGACCUCUCAGCUAUUGCAGCUGCUGCAGUUGAGGCAUCUCUCCCCAGAUACUUACAACGACACAUUGAUCAGUCACAUGACACCUUACGUUACCACACAGAUAAGCGUUCACACGUCUCUACGAAAAAUAUCGGAACACUCGUCAAAAAGGGAAGAGUUUUUGCAGCGAUACAGUACUCUCAAAAUAAAGCAACCUCGAGAACUUGACCCUCUAGUUUACCUGCUGGCAAAAUUGACCGAAGAUCCUAAACUAUGCGAUUUCAUACGUAGACGACGCCCCCCGAGCCAGACCCCAAGGGUUCCUGUACAGGUUACAGAUAUUGAGCAGAUUGAUGUUCCAGUGGGUGUGGCCAUACCAGAACUACCACCUCAAGACACUAAAUUGACCCACAGACAAUUGGAACUACUCAAGAACCAGCUCUCAUCCUUUACUUCAAAAAUGGAGGAAGCAGACAAGAAGAAAAAGCAAAGGAAAGAGGGCAGAGUGACGAGGGAAUUUCCCUAUGUUCCUCCAUGGGUGAAAGACCGGGUCUACCUCACUUCUGAUUAUGUGUAUCCUCCCCUACACUCAAAAUUACCCCCUGACCCCCUAGGGGGUCAUCCACUCUCCGCCCAACAGGAAAUAAUAAUGAACGAACUCUUAAACCUAAUGCAAGGCAUUAAUGGGCGCUACCUGUUUGCCAAGCAACUGAAAGAGGAUCAGAAACGAGCCUUUACACUAGACCGUACCUUGGACACCAGCCUACAGUCUUUACUUCACAGACUCCUUCCUCUCUGUACUCACUACUCCUUGAUAUGUCGGUUUAUUGAGGAACACUCUAAAUUCACUCACGGUACAGUCCACCAGGCACUCUCUGCUUCAAUGAGAGGUCUAGUCAGGGAAUAUUUACUGGUCGUCGCUCAACUUGAGACUCAGCUAAAAAGAAAGGAACUGACACUACAAAAGAUAUGGUAUUAUCUUCAACCUUGUAUGCACACACUUGAGCUUCUAGCACACAUUGCAGACACUAUUAGUCGGGCACGUCACUGUCAUGGCGGCCGAACUCUCUCUCUUCUUCACGAUAUCACCAGCAGCCUUUUAGGUGAUAAGGACGGACAUAAACUAUCUCUUUAUGUCACCAAGUGUGCUUGCUCUCCUUUCUUUCGGAUGCUUGAUGAAUGGCUGGUCAAAGGAGAGGUCAGUGAUCCUUAUGGUGAGUUCAUGAUCAGUGAAGACAGAGAGAUAGACACUCUCAGUCUACGAGAAGAGUACAAUGAUUAUUACUGGGAGAGGCGCUAUACGGCUUCGCAAGAAAACCUCCCUGUCUUUCUCGAAGUUGUAGCCGAAAAGAUACUUCAAACCGGGAAAUACUUAAACGUUGUUCGUACCUGUGGCCAAGACAUCGAGUCUCUUGCCAACCUCCCCUCAUCUGAACCCCCUGCCCAGUUAGAGUACAAUCCUAAUGAGAGGUAUUACAUAGAGCGUAUUGGAGUUGCUUAUGGUCGGGCUAGCUCUCAAGUCCUCAAGCUACUAAUAACUGACAAUCACUUGCUACAACACCUGACCUCCAUUAAGCAUUACUUCCUCAUUGAUCAAGGUGACCUUUUCGUUCAUUUCAUGGACAUUGCAGAGGACGAGUUGCAGAAACCCGUCAGUAUGAUACCUCUCUCUCGGCUUGAGUCCCUCAUGGAGUUAGCUCUUAGGACAAGCAUUGCUAACUCUGAUCCUUACAAAGAUAAUCUCAGUAUCAAGCUCGAGCCGUAUAACUUGAAAAUGUUUUUGCGUCAUGUUAUAUCAGUACAGCCAGAACAGGUUGAGCAUGGGAUAUCCCCACCUCUUGUGACACGCCCACCUUCUUCUACUGCUCUACCAGGUUACGAGUGUGUUAGUUUAGACUAUGAGGUAAAAUGGCCGCUCUCUCUUGUACUCAAUCGUCGCUCCAUCACUCGCUAUCAGUUACUGUUUAGGCACCUUUUCUUCUGCAAGUAUGUGGAGAGAGAGCUGACACUGGCUUGGAAAGAUAACAAGAAUAAGCAGAGAUCACCAACAGCCAUUACACCCGGUGGUGUGGCAUCAUUCGCUCUUCUCCAAAGAAUGCUCAAUUUUGUCCAAGGGUUACAGUAUUACAUGUGCUAUGAGGUGCUGGAGCCAAACUGCCGUCACUUGGAGAGUAAACUAGCCCGUGUUGUCACUAUUGAUGAAGUAUUAGCCCUUCAUACUGAUUUCCUUGAUCGCUGUCUUAAAGAUUGUCUCCUAACAAAUAGAGAGGUUGUUGAGCUCACCAAUCACUUACUGCAGUGCUCUCUCACUUAUGGAAACUUCAUGCAGGAGUUAUCUUCUAAUGCAAUAUCUAACGAUGUCCUUCCAGAGGUUGCAAAGUAUGAGAGAAAUUUCACUCGUGAUCUCUCGUCUCUGUUAAGUAUACUCAAUGAAAUGUCAAAGGUUGAAUCAGAGAGAGCCUGGAGCCACAUGAUCACAAGAUUAGACUAUAACAGCUUCUACACUGUUGCAUAGAAACACUCAUUGUCUUUGAUUUGUUGUUAUAGCUAGUAUACUGAGGUGUACUGUGUUAUACUGAGAUAAUAAUUAAAUUAA
Messenger RNA from Amphimedon queenslandica, 2693 nucleotides. RefSeq names its product gamma-tubulin complex component 2-like. The coding region runs from base 90 to 2612 and encodes 840 amino acids. Gene Ontology annotation, biological process: spindle assembly; meiotic cell cycle; mitotic cell cycle. The record is from RefSeq and is a predicted model, not a curated record. NCBI's taxonomy places the organism in Eukaryota, Metazoa, Porifera, Demospongiae, Haplosclerida, Niphatidae. Gene Ontology annotation, molecular function: gamma-tubulin binding; microtubule minus-end binding. Gene Ontology annotation, cellular component: microtubule organizing center; spindle pole; gamma-tubulin complex. The transcript has 6 exons.